CCAAAAGCUCAUUUGGGUCUGGUCGAGCAUCCUACCUUGCAAUAUCUGUAUGAAAAUUACGAGUGAGUCGGGAAGAAGACAGCAACAGCUUUUCCACCACAGAGGGUCAGGAUAAGGUCGUAACGAGCGGCACAUGGCUACGUACGGCAUAGUGGAAUUCUACUAUGCACUGCCGCUAUUUUUCAUGGAUAAGUGUUACAGGUCACGUUGAGAAGUAGCAAAUUUUAAGCCAAGCAGCAGCGAAGAUGCAGACCACGAUGAAGAGCAGUGCCGUCAAGGGUCAGCGCGUGAGCAGCGCUCGCGUGGCGCCCCGCAGCGUGCGCAGGGCUCAGCUGCACGUCGUGGCCGCUAGCCGCUCGCAAAUGGGCCGUUGGCGCUCCAUUGACGCCGAUGUGGAUAAUUCUGACGACCAGCAAGACAUCACCCGCGGUCGCGCCAUGGUAGACGACCUGUUCCAGGGCGGUUUCGGCGCCGGCGGCACCCACAACGCCGUGCUCUCCUCCACCGAGUACCUGAGCCAGGCGCGCGCCUCCUUCAACAACAUCGAGGACGGCUUCUACAUCAGUCCCGCCUUCCUGGACAAGAUGACCAUCCACAUCGCCAAGAACUUCAUGGACCUGCCCAAGAUCAAGGUGCCGCUCAUCCUGGGCAUCUGGGGCGGCAAGGGACAGGGCAAGACGUUCCAGUGCGCGCUGGCCUACAAGAAGCUGGGCAUCAGCCCCAUCGUCAUGUCGGCUGGAGAGCUGGAGAGCGGCAAUGCGGGGGAGCCCGCCAAGCUGAUCCGCACGCGCUACCGAGAGGCCUCCGACACCAUCAAGAAGGGCAAGAUGUGCUCCCUCUUCAUUAACGACCUGGACGCGGGCGCGGGUCGCAUGGGCGACACCACGCAGUACACCGUGAACAACCAGAUGGUGAACGCCACGCUAAUGAACAUCGCCGACAACCCCACCAACGUGCAGCUGCCCGGCGUGUACAAGAACGAGGAGAUCCCGCGUGUACCCGUUGUGUGCACCGGCAACGACUUCAGCACCCUGUAUGCGCCGCUCAUUCGCGAUGGGCGCAUGGAGAAGUACUAUUGGAACCCCACUCGCGAGGACCGCAUCGGCGUGUGCAUGGGCAUCUUCCAAGAGGACGCCGUGAAUCGCGGCGACAUCGAGCGACUGGUGGACACCUUCCCCGGGCAGUCCAUCGACUUCUUCGGCGCUCUGAGGGCGCGAGUGUACGACGACAUGGUCCGCAAGUGGAUUGCCGAGGUGGGUAUUGAGGGCAUCGGCAGCCGCCUGGUCAACACGCGGCAGAAGGUGAGCUUCCCCAAGGCCUCCAUGACGCUGGAGGUGCUGCUCAAGUACGGCAAGGCGCUGGUGGAGGAGCAGGAGAACGUGAAGC
Messenger RNA from Astrephomene gubernaculifera, 1386 nucleotides. Lineage: Eukaryota; Viridiplantae; Chlorophyta; Chlorophyceae; Chlamydomonadales; Astrephomenaceae. The record is from the annotation of a GenBank genome assembly.